Clonostachys rhizophaga is the source of this 483-nucleotide messenger RNA. Lineage: Eukaryota; Fungi; Ascomycota; Sordariomycetes; Hypocreales; Bionectriaceae. The record is from the annotation of a GenBank genome assembly.
AUGAACGGUGAGGCGCCCCUAGCAUUUAGAUUAGAAGGGAAAGCUGUCGAUGACGGUCGACUCAUCCGCUAUUCCUUUGAGCCAAACACGAACUGGUCCAAGCUCUUUUCGCCAGGUGCUGAGAUCCUGGAGUAUGUCAAGGGUGUCGCUCACAAGUACCGAGUAGACGAGAAGAUCAAGUACAAUACGAAGUGGGAUGAGGAGAAGAGCUUAUGGGUCGUGAAGGCGGAUGCUUCGACCGUCAAUGAGGCUGUUGUGAGUGCUACAGAGGCGGAGGUUGUCAUCAGCGCUGUUAACUUGUCGAAUAACUGGAAAUGGCCUGAAGUUGAAGGUCUCCAAGACUUUGGUGGCAAACUACUACAUUCCGCCCACUGGGAUACUGACUGGGACUACACUGGCAAGACCGUUGCUGUAUUGGGAUGUGGAUCUUCUGUAAUUCAAAUUCUUCCUCAUUUGCAAACGAAAUGCCCACACGAUACAUAG